CUUCCGGGUUUUGCAGCUGUGAAGAUUUGGGCGCGUUUCUCUUCAAUUUUCUCGAAAUUUAACGCCUUUUCGAGAGCUUUUGUGCAAGUUGAAGCAUACUUGAACCAAUGAACUGAUUCGGUGAAGGCCACCACUAUAGUUUAGACGAAUGGCGGAAGACAAAAAGGGUUCAAAGGUCACCCUGCCUCCCCUGAAGAAGGGCGGUGAUGAUGACGGUCCGAAAGAGAAGUUUGUGGCGAAGAACUGGCGACAGCUGUCCCCGCGGACGCUAAACAAGAUGGCGCCACAGGAGAAAAGCAAAUACCUGGCAUACGAGGAGCCUUCAAAGCCUGUACAGGAGGCACAGGCGUCCACCUUGAAGAGAGUCCGUGACCUUCGAAAGGCACAGAGAAGAGCAAACCCUCCCAUGUCCAUGGAUGAAUUUGUGGAGAAAGAAAAACACAGCAAGCUCAUAGGACAACUCAAAGCUGCAGAGGCCAGGAACAGACUUCGGGUGAUGCGGCUAAGAUAUCAGAGUAACAGGGCCCAGGAGGUGAAACACCUGAUUGCGUGCCAGCCUCACUCGCUGAAGGCCCUCAGACUGGAGGCACUGGUCCCACCCUACCUGGACAACGCUAACCCUGGAGACAAGCUGGACAGGAUGCAGAGAGCGCGAGUGGAGGGAAUCCUAGAAGAUGACAAAGGGCUGACGACAGUGAGAUACCUGGACUACUGAUUCAUAAUGGCAGAGUGUAAUGCCAGUCUAGCUGUCUGGGUGUGGUGUACAUUUCCUACUGUACAAUUAGGCCACACCAAUUUAAUUUCUUGGUUAACGGAUUUGCCCGCUUCAUUUUUUUCUG
Branchiostoma belcheri (Belcher's lancelet) is the source of this 839-nucleotide messenger RNA. RefSeq names its product protein LKAAEAR1-like. The coding region runs from base 149 to 715 and encodes 188 amino acids. The record is from RefSeq and is a predicted model, not a curated record. NCBI's taxonomy places the organism in Eukaryota, Metazoa, Chordata, Leptocardii, Amphioxiformes, Branchiostomatidae. The transcript has 7 exons.